Amphiprion ocellaris (clown anemonefish) is the source of this 1255-nucleotide messenger RNA. RefSeq names its product cytochrome c-a. Gene Ontology annotation, cellular component: mitochondrial intermembrane space. The coding region runs from base 168 to 482 and encodes 104 amino acids. NCBI's taxonomy places the organism in Eukaryota, Metazoa, Chordata, Actinopteri, Pomacentridae. Gene Ontology annotation, biological process: mitochondrial electron transport, ubiquinol to cytochrome c; mitochondrial electron transport, cytochrome c to oxygen. Gene Ontology annotation, molecular function: electron transfer activity; heme binding. The transcript is spliced from 3 exons. The record is from RefSeq and is a predicted model, not a curated record.
AUUAUUAAACCAAAGUCAGCCGCGCCCUUCCGAAAUGUGAGAUCUUCUGGUUUGAGGUUCAAAUCCGGCGCAUCUAGGAGCAUCGAGACACUUCAAAUUCACAGAUAACAACAGAAAUCUAAGAAGCUUCGAAAAGGGGAAACAACUGGUACUUGGAGCUGCUGGUCAUGGGAGACGUUGCCAAAGGGAAGAAGGUAUUUGUCCAGAAAUGUUCUCAGUGUCAUACAGUGGAAGAGGGGGGACGCCACAAGGUGGGACCCAACCUGUGGGGGCUGUUUGGACGGAAGACGGGGCAGUCACCUGGCUACUCCUACACGCAGGCCAACGUCGAUAAAGGUAUUGUAUGGGAUGAAGAAACUCUGAACAUCUACCUUGAAAAUCCAAAGAAGUACAUUCCAGGUACCAAGAUGAUCUUCUCUGGCAUCAGAAAGAAAAAGGAAAGAAAAGAUAUUAUAGCCUAUUUAAAGGAUGCCACCUCUUAAUGUAGUGAUGACAUAGAGCAGACACAUGCAGAUGUAGAUAUAAGUAUUACGCUGUACGUUCAUGGAAAAACAAACUGUGCUCUAUGUUUUAAUUUUAAGUAGGUUUCUAUAUUUAAAUUACUACAUUUUGUUACAUUAAAACUGAGCUGCCACACUGUUUUGUGUGCAGAAGGCUGUUUUUAUCAUCAACUGAGUCAGCCUUCCUGUAGCUCGUGGAUUUUUCCAACACUUCUCAGUCAAGGCUUCCUAUAAGAGGCUCUUCGGGAUUUCAUUGUUUGCCUAAAUUGUCUACUGCUGCUUGAACAGAAACUACAUGUUUUGCAUUUUUGCCACUUAAAACUCUCAUCACAAUAUAGGUCACUGUUUGUGUUAAUUUUUCUAUUACAUCGCAUGUACUGCUUGUUAAGUCUUUUCUGUUUACAUGUCUUAAAAAUGGGUAGACUUGGUGUUAAAUCUAUUUUUACUCAUCUUUUUAAGCCACUGGGUGUUAUAGACUUUAACUGUUACAAGGUUGCACUUUAAAAUGUAAGUAUGUCUUGUCUUCAUGCAUUUUCUAAAUCCUUUUCUGUUAUAUAUAAAGACAGUAAGGUCAGUUUGGUCUGACAACGACCUGCUGGAUAAGGGACUAUGCUAGAAGCACCUACAUUUAUAUUGUAUUCUUUAUACUGAGUUACUUUUUUAUACCUUGUUGCCAUAUUUUUUCACAUAGCCUUGACUCUGACCUUGACUAAAUGGAUAUGAUAAUAAAUGCAUUACCCCUUUUGUUAAUUAAA